UCUUCCCGCGCGGUCACUCGUGGAAUCACAAUUCACAACAAAAUCUGAGUGAAAAUUUGCUGAAUUUUUUAGCAAAAUAUCCAUCAAAAUGCCCAAAUAUUAUUGUGACUAUUGUGAUACGUAUUUAACCCAUGAUUCGCCAUCAGUAAGAAAGACUCACAACUCUGGACGCAAACAUAAAGACAAUGUGAAAUAUUAUUAUCAAAAAUGGAUGGAGGAACAGGCUCAGUCACUUAUUGAUCAAACAACAAAAGCAUUUGAACGCGGUGCAAAGAAAGGCCAAUUCGCAGCUAUGCCCCCUCCAGGAAUGCUACCUCCAGGUAUGAUACCACCUCCAGGGGCUAUCCCCCCACCUGGAGCAAUACCAUUUGGCAUGCCUCCACCUGGGGGAAUGCCACCUGGCAUGGGCCCACCUCCCGGAAUGGGACCUCCUGGGAUGCGACCAAAUAUGAGGCCGCCUAACAACAUGCGAGGUGGACCUAUGAACAAUGGAAUGCCUCCCCACGGCAUGGGCAACCGACCACCAUCUCGCGGAAUGCCCCCUCAUCAUGGAGGGAGCGGGCACAGACCAAUGGGACCCCGGGGUGGUGGACCUUUGAUGCGGGCAAGAUAGAACUGAACUUACGAGGCGUCUCUUGUAUGUUGAUAUUGGGUUAUCAUAGUGUUAGGAUACCACUGGGUGUUACUAAGGAUUGCCUUUCAACAGACAAUGAUCAAUCUUGUUCAAAUUUAGUAUUUAUGAGCGUUUUGCAUAUUGUGUAGAUAGAUUUUCUGAAAUCAGUAUUUUUACUAAGCUGCAAGAUGAGGUCCUUAGACCUUCCAACAAAACUUACCAUCAUUGUUAGUAUGCAAUGGCUGAUGAAACUCACAAAUGGACCUAAAUUGUUAUUGAAUUUCAUCCUAAAAACGUUAUUUUAACUUAAUUUUAUCAAUUGCUUUCGUGUUCUUUGAAAUUGCCUAAAAAAAGUUGAUUUCAUUGCAUACACUGUUGAAAACAAUUAUAUUUGGUAUUUCUGGUCACUCUAAUGUUGCAUCACCCAACAGUAGAGCAUCAAAACCUGUCUUUUAUCAAACCUGGGUCGUAACAUUGAGAGUCGUGUUUUUAAUUCGCUUUGUUAGACCACAUUUGAUUAGAAAGUAGAAACCAUUUGAAAAUACCUCCAUACUGCA
Molecule: messenger RNA, 1170 nt
Organism: Dendronephthya gigantea
Lineage: Eukaryota; Metazoa; Cnidaria; Anthozoa; Malacalcyonacea; Nephtheidae
Product: U1 small nuclear ribonucleoprotein C-like
Exons: 4
Coding region: 89-613 (174 amino acids)
Biological process (GO): mRNA splicing, via spliceosome; mRNA 5'-splice site recognition; spliceosomal snRNP assembly
Cellular component (GO): U1 snRNP; nucleus
Molecular function (GO): pre-mRNA 5'-splice site binding; zinc ion binding
Source: RefSeq, a predicted model, not a curated record